CACGCGCCCGCCCAACUCAGAUCUCCAUCACGAUCAAGAUCCAACGGCCCAGAUCCACUCCCUCUCCUUCUGACUCUUCUCUCAAAAGAGAACAAUAAUAACAUUCUGAAUCUUCGAAAAGCCGAUCGGGAGGAAAAAUAAUUCAACGGCCGGCCGGUUGCUCUCUCUACCUCCGUUCUGACGAUUAAUCUCCCCGGAGCAGAUCUGUGAUUCGUUUCUAGACGCUAUACGCAAUGGCUGCUCCUCCUGCUAGAGCUCGCGCUGAUUACGAUUACCUCAUUAAACUACUCUUGAUCGGAGACAGCGGUGUGGGUAAGAGUUGCCUCCUCUUGCGUUUUUCAGAUGGCUCCUUUACCACCAGUUUCAUUACAACAAUUGGAAUUGAUUUCAAGAUACGGACUAUUGAGCUGGAUGGGAAGAGAAUUAAGCUGCAAAUCUGGGAUACUGCAGGACAGGAGCGGUUCCGGACUAUCACAACUGCGUACUACCGUGGAGCCAUGGGCAUUUUGCUUGUGUAUGAUGUCACCGAUGAAUCAUCUUUCAACAACAUCAGGAACUGGAUCCGUAAUAUUGAGCAGCACGCUUCUGAUAAUGUCAACAAGAUUCUCGUGGGGAACAAGGCAGAUAUGGAUGAAAGCAAAAGAGCUGUGCCAAAAGCUAAGGGACAAGCUCUUGCAGAUGAAUACGGAAUCAAGUUCUUCGAGACUAGUGCCAAGACGAACUUAAACGUUGAGGAAGUUUUCUUUUCAAUAGGUAAAGACAUUAAGCAAAGACUAGCAGAUACCGAUGCAAGGGCUGAGCCACAAACAAUCAGAAUCAACCAAUCCGACCAAGGUGCAGGGACAUCUCAAGCUACUCAGAAAUCAGCAUGUUGCGGUUCGUAGAGAAUCCGGUUGAAGAUACAAACAUGAUAUUUGCUUUUCGCUACGGGAUGGUGUUGUUUUCUACGUAUUCUUUUAAAAUCUUCAAUGUUACUCACUUAAAAAAGCUGCUAUAAAUAUUUGAUUACUCAUUGUUGCAGGCAUUGAAAUACAUUUUUAACGAAUG
Brassica oleracea var. oleracea is the source of this 1047-nucleotide messenger RNA. RefSeq names its product ras-related protein RABE1a. The record is from RefSeq and is a predicted model, not a curated record. Gene Ontology annotation, cellular component: plasma membrane. The coding region runs from base 234 to 884 and encodes 216 amino acids. NCBI's taxonomy places the organism in Eukaryota, Viridiplantae, Streptophyta, Magnoliopsida, Brassicales, Brassicaceae. Gene Ontology annotation, biological process: regulation of exocytosis; protein secretion. Gene Ontology annotation, molecular function: GTP binding; GTPase activity. The transcript has 9 exons.